UCUUUUUUAAGUAAUGCCCAAUAAAAAUCCGCAAGGAAUCAACGGUUUCCAACUAUACACAUUCCCCUUCACUACUUGGUAGUACUAGUAUAUUCCAUCUUUUUCUCUUCACUGUAAAGUGCAAACCCCAAAACUCCAUUUUUCUCCUUCCACCUAUUACUCAUCUCUAAUUCCCAAUCCCUUCAAUCCAUAAACCCUAAAAAUCCCAAAAUGUCAAAUUCAUCAUCUUCAACCUUAAACCCUCCUUCAAAACCACCUCUUUCUUCCAAUUUUACCCCCAAAAUUAUUUUUAAACUGUACCCUUUACCUCAACCUUCAAAACCCACCUCCAAAUUUCAUCUAAAGAUCAAAUCUUUACACUCCCCAAAUAAUCAGAACCCCAAAAAGACCCUUAAUUUAAUCUCAAUUUUGAAAGAUUUACCUGAUUGGGCUGAUGAAGUUCAAGAAAAGGGUAUGAGAAAGAAAAGGGUUUUGUAUAAUCAUGAAAAAUGGGCUGAACAUAGAAGUUCUCUUAGACAUGUUAGACAUCUAGUAUCUUCACUUUCUUCAAGGGUUGUUGUAUCUCUUGUUCCUCCUGUGCUCUUUUUCACUUCAAUAGCUGUUAUGGUUUCUGUGUAUAAUACUGCACUGUACUUUGAUUUGUUGCCUGAAUUUUUCCCUGUGUUGAGGGCCUCUUCCUUGCCAUAUCAGCUUACGGCGCCCGCCUUGGCGCUUUUGCUAGUGUUUAGGACGGAGGCCUCGUAUUCGAGGUUCAUGGAAGGGAAGCAAGCUUGGACUAAGAUCAUUUAUGGGACUAGUGAUUUUGCUAGGGAGGUGAUUACUUGUGUAGAUGACUUGAAUGAUGAGGUGAUUAAAAGGUGUCUUUUGCAGUACAUUAUGGCUUUUCCUAUUGCUCUCAAGUGUCAUUUGCUUUAUGACUCCGAUGUUAGGCGAGACCUGCAAAAUGUCCUUGAAGAAGAUGAUCUAAGUGUUGUUCUGAAUUCAAAGCACCGGCCUCAUUGCAUGAUACAAUUUAUAUCUCAGAGCAUCCAGUUGUUAAAUGUAGAGGAGCCAAAACGGAACAUAUUGGAUUCAAAGUUGUCUCGUUUCCAUGAAGGAAUUGGUAUUUGUGAGCAAAUAAUGGGAACACCCAUUCCUGUAGCAUAUACUCGGCUGACCUCAAGGCUCCUGGUUCUAUGGCAUCUCACAUUACCUGUCAUUCUAUGGGAUGAAUGCCGCUGGAUUGUGGUACCUGCAACAUUUAUAAGUGCAGCAUCCUUGUUCUGCAUUGAGGAGGUGGGUGUACUUAUAGAAGAGCCCUUCCCUAUGCUUGCACUAGAUGAAAUGUGCAAGGUGCUUUGCACCAACAUUCAGGAAGCAAUUGCAACCCAGAAGACAAUUCAAGGGAAGGUGGCUGCUAAAAGGAAGAAGUAUCACCACGAGCACCCAUCGAAUGGCUGGCCAACCUCAAGUGCAGAAAAGAUUCGCCAAUUGAAGUGUUGAAAAGCCUGAAAGACAUUAGCUACAGCAAAACUAAAUAGCAAAGAGGUGAAAAUUAAGGAACCUAAAAAUGCUCAGAAGACAAAAGCAGAAAAUCUAGUCACGGCUGAUUGAGGGUUUGACUGAAAAUUGAAGUUCAUGUUUCCAGAUAUUUCAUGUAUAUAAGAUAAUGAAAUGCAGACCUCUGUAUAUACCGAAAUACAAUCAUCUACCUCUGUAAAAAUUUUGCAUCUUGGAUUCAGUUGAGUUCGGACUGUGUAAAUUAUAUUAAAUACACUCGUGAUUCUCGCUAAA
Amaranthus tricolor (Joseph's coat) is the source of this 1773-nucleotide messenger RNA. Its product is annotated as voltage-dependent chloride channel 1, chloroplastic. The coding region runs from base 211 to 1482 and encodes 423 amino acids. The record is from RefSeq and is a predicted model, not a curated record. Lineage: Eukaryota; Viridiplantae; Streptophyta; Magnoliopsida; Caryophyllales; Amaranthaceae. The transcript is spliced from 5 exons. Gene Ontology annotation, biological process: regulation of photosynthesis, light reaction. Gene Ontology annotation, molecular function: voltage-gated chloride channel activity.